AUGGUGACGCCCGCCCCUCGUCGAAGCGUUGUUCUCCCCAACGAGAUCCUCAAAAUGAUCCUCAUGAACAUCCUCAUCUUCUCCACGGUCUCGCCUCGGGGCAGGCCAAUCAACGCCACACGCUUCGCCAUGCUGCACAAGUGCAUGCUCCACAAGCUCUGCAUCGUCUCCCGGCAGUUCCAGGCCGUCGCCCUCGAAGUAUUCUACGAGAACAACUACUUCCACUUCACCUCACGAACAUCAUUCCGAGCGCCGCUCAUGCCCUCUAUCCACCUCCUCCCCUCCCUCCGCCAUAUCCGGGUGCAGCUGGUCCUGACCGACGGCUAUGCAGGAGCGCCCAUUGUGCUGCCCGACCGCACCCUCACCACCAGGAAGUACUUCCGCAACACCGCCGAGCUCUUCCAGCACUGCCGUAGCGCACGCACUUUGCGGCUGCUCUCCGACCUGGACACCAUGCAAAAUCUGAAGACCAUCGAGCUUCACAUCGAUCCACAGUUUGGCAACCCCAACGAAGAGGCGGCGGUUGCCGUCUACACUGCGGCUCGCUUCUGUGUGUUCGCUCUGGAGGAGACCAAGAUCACCGUCGAGGGUGACAACAUUCGUGGCCCGCUUCAUUUCUUUGAGCUGAGGAUGGCCAUCAGGAGUGGAUACUAG
This is a messenger RNA of Alternaria rosae, 654 nucleotides long. RefSeq lists its product as uncharacterized. Lineage: Eukaryota; Fungi; Ascomycota; Dothideomycetes; Pleosporales; Pleosporaceae. The record is from RefSeq and is a predicted model, not a curated record. The transcript has a single exon. The coding region runs from base 1 to 654 and encodes 217 amino acids.